Trichoderma virens Gv29-8 is the source of this 2399-nucleotide messenger RNA. RefSeq lists its product as uncharacterized. Gene Ontology annotation, molecular function: protein serine/threonine kinase activity; ATP binding; protein binding. The coding region runs from base 1 to 2019 and encodes 672 amino acids. Gene Ontology annotation, biological process: mitotic DNA damage checkpoint signaling; protein phosphorylation. The record is from RefSeq and is a predicted model, not a curated record. NCBI's taxonomy places the organism in Eukaryota, Fungi, Ascomycota, Sordariomycetes, Hypocreales, Hypocreaceae. Gene Ontology annotation, cellular component: nucleus. The transcript is spliced from 5 exons.
AUGGCGCACCGAACCGAAAAGAGCCAAUUGAAACGGCCUCGCGGCACGCUGCCAGAAGACGGUACAGACUCGAAGAAGCCCCGCAGGUCCGACCGCUUGGCCCAGGCCGACCCGGACAAGACUCCCGUGUCGCGCGAGCAUCAUCUGCCGUCGCCCGUCACAAACAAUGCCGCUGAAGCUUCGACCGAGCUUCCCAAAGAGCACACGGCGACGCCUCCCGUAGCCAUGGCCGACGAGCUUACCCCCAGGAAGGCUCCCGAUAGCCUGGGACAGAGCCAGGCGCUGUCGUCUCCUCCGCAAGACACGCAGCCGCUCAGCCAGUUCAUCGAUCGCCACCCAGCGCUCUCUGAUGAUGUUGUGGAUGAGCUCAAGGAAGGUGUCUGGGGCUAUCUAGUCCCCUUGGACCCCAAAUAUGGCGACAAGCCUUUGGUGCUCAAAAAACGCGUCGCAUGCCCCGUUUCCGAUGCUGUUGAGCCUACCGUGGACGGCGCAGUGCAGGACAAGGAGUCAUCGGCUGCCAAGGAAGAGGAGGCAUUUGAAAAGACCAAAGUAAAGGGCGUUGCAGCUGGAGGAUACCUGAUUGGACGUCACCCCGAGUGCGCCGAAGACGUGGUUGUUAGCGAGGGAGUCGUUUCCAACCGACACUGCCUUAUUUUCGCGGAAAACGUCGGGACAGAUACUGUAGCAGUCGUUGAAGACGUGUCAAGCAAUGGAACGUACGUCAACGAGGCUCUCGUCGGGCGGAACCAGCGUCGCGAACUGGAAGACCAGGAUGAAAUCGCCGUGCACGGCAAAGCAAGAUUUGUCUUCAGAUACCCUCAGAGCCGGCAAACAAGCGCGUUUUCACAACAGUACACGCUUAUGGAGAAGCUCGGAAAGGGCCAUUUCGCAGAGGUCUAUCUGUGCGUAGAGAAGUCGACUGGCAAGCGAUAUGCCGUCAAGAUCUUCACCAAGCAUCCUGGCAAGGAGGAUAAAUCCAAGACCGAAGGCCUGCAGCAAGAGAUUGGCGUUCUGAUGGGCGUCAGCCACCCCAACGUCCUUUGCCUCAAAGAUACCUUUACUGAGCGCGAACACGUUUACUUGGUCCUAGAGCUUGCCCCUGAAGGCGAGCUGUUCAACUACAUUGUUAGGAAGCAGAAGCUGAGCGAAGAUGAGACGAGAAAGCUGUUCCUUCAGCUUUUCCAGGGCAUCAAAUAUUUGCAUGAUCGUAACAUUGUACAUCGAGAUAUUAAGCCAGAGAAUAUCCUGGUUGUAGACCAAAAUUUGCAUGUGAAGCUGGCCGAUUUCGGAUUGGCCAAGAUUAUCGGAGAAGAAUCAUUCACAACAACGCUCUGCGGCACUCCCAGCUAUGUCGCACCCGAAAUCCUGGCCGAUACUAAGAAUCGAAAAUACACCAAAGCCGUCGAUAUCUGGUCGCUCGGUGUUGUGCUGUAUAUUUGCCUCUGCGGCUUCCCACCUUUCUCUGAUGAGCUCUUCUCGAGAGACUUCCCUUUCACGCUCUCUCAGCAAAUCAAGAGUGGUCGAUUUGACUAUCCGUCGCCUUACUGGGACUCAGUCGGUGACCCAGCCCUCGACCUGAUCGAUUGCAUGCUGAUCGUGGAUCCGGAGCGUCGUUAUACUAUCGACCAGUGCCUCAAGCACCCAUGGCUCACGUCCGCCGCACCGGCUGUGAAUGACAGCACCGGAGGGCUCGUGGGUGGCAUCGAGGGUUUGGAAGUCAACCGUCGAGCUCCUGUUAGAGAAAGAACAUUGCUGGCAACGCUCAAUUCCGUGUCGAUUGCUGCUGAACUGGACGGCGGAAGCAAGGGAACUCCCAUCAAGGUGUUUUCUAAGAACAAACAUCGCAUGGCUAAUGCGCCCCUUGAGGCAGGCCCCGCACAUCAACGAGCGCCCGAAGAAUUCAUCGCAAUGGGUGGCAAAGGAGACCAGCAGCUGUUUGGUGAUGACACCGGGAGCACCUACCCUACCGGCGACAUCGCUGCGAAAAAGAAGGCGGCGGGCAAACCAAACGGCAAAUAAACGAAGUGACGAUCUUUCAGUUGGCAACAACGCGCCUUGGCUGUUUCAGUCAAUCAUCGGAGUCUUUGCGUGUAUAUAUAGAAUUGGCAAGUCGGUGUGGUAUUUGGUAUGGGAGAUUUGGUCCGGAUCUUUUUUCUCUCUCCAUUUGAUUUUCUUUGCUUUUCUGCAUUUGCUUUUUUCCGUUUUAAUGUUGCGCUUGUCUUUCUUUCGUUGGGAUAUCUGGGGACUACAUGACAUGUUUGGGGGGCUUUAACGGAGACCAGCUGUCUCCUUUGGGCCCUGGGAAGGGUCCUCUCUGGCCUCGCGGGCUAGAAAAAAAGAUUUGCGUUUAGGGCAACAAGUAUCCAUAAUAGCGAUAACAAAUAACAGCAUCUUGCUUC